Neomonachus schauinslandi (Hawaiian monk seal) is the source of this 4001-nucleotide messenger RNA. It is a transcript of the gene TP53INP2, whose product is annotated as tumor protein p53 inducible nuclear protein 2. The coding region runs from base 242 to 907 and encodes 221 amino acids. The transcript has 4 exons. Lineage: Eukaryota; Metazoa; Chordata; Mammalia; Carnivora; Phocidae. The record is from RefSeq and is a predicted model, not a curated record. Gene Ontology annotation, cellular component: autophagosome; nucleus. Gene Ontology annotation, biological process: autophagosome assembly; positive regulation of DNA-templated transcription.
CCGGCAGCGGCCGCACAGUCUCAAAGCUCCGCGGGCGAGCGCAGCAGCUGCGAGCUUCCGAGCUGGAGCCCCGCGGCCUCCCGGUCCAGCCCCCGCGAUGCAGCCCGGCCUGUGAUCAACGCCGACGCCCGGACGCUCCGCCGCACAUCUACCUCAGAGCCCCCCGCCCGCCUCACCGCUCCUUCCCCCAGGUUUCUACACUGCCGUAGGACGCCCCCCUGAGGCCGUUCCAUCCCCGGCCAUGUUCCAGCGCCUCACCAGCCUCUUCUUCAGUACCCCCCCUCCCCCCGAGGACCCGGAAUGCCCCCUAGCCUUGGUCUCCGAGGAGGAUGAAGUGGACGGCUGGCUCAUCAUUGAUCUGCCGGACAGCUACGCGGCUCCACCCAGCCCCGGGGCCGCCCCUGCCCCCGCAGGCCGCCCCCCGCCCGCGCCCUCCUUGAUGGACGAGAGCUGGUUUGUUACCCCUCCCGCCUGUUUUACUGCAGAGGGGCCCGGACUCGGGCCCGCCCGCCUCCAGAGCAGCCCCCUGGAGGAUCUCCUCAUCGAGCACCCCAGCAUGUCCGUUUACGUCACCGGCAGCACCAUAGUGCUGGAGCCUGGGCCCCCCUCCCCGCACCCCGACGCUGCCCUGCCUGACGGCGACCUUAGCGAAGGGGAGUUGGCGCCCGCCCGCCGCGAGCCCCGGGUCCUGCACCACGCCGCCGCCCCUGGGCCGGCGCGGCCUGCGCUACUGGAGAAGGCGGGCCAGGCGCGGCGGCUGCAGCGGGCCCGACAGCGGGCGGAGCGCCACGCGCUGAGCGCCAAGGUGGUGCAGCGGCAGAACCGCGCCCGCGAGAGCCGUUCGCGGCGGCCCAAGCACCAGGGCAGCUUCGUCUACCAGCCGUGCCAGCGCCAGUUCAACUACUGAGGGUCCUCCGGCCGAACCACAGACCCCUCGCCGACUCCUGACCCUGUCGGGCCCCUCCGCCGCAGCCAGUGUGUUGCUCGAGAAGCGCCCGCAGCCCACCUGGGUGGGACACUACAACCUCCCUCCUCCUGAAGUGAGAUGGGGUGCUAGCCCCCCUCCCCCACCUCGAUUUUCCCACCUCUGAUCCUCUGAUCUGCCUCUGAACCCCCUCCUGUCCUUCACCCUCCGACCCCAAGCCUGGCAUCUAAUCCUCCAUUUCCUUCCCCCUUGACACUCCAUCUUUCCCUCCUUCUCUGGUCCCUGUCCCCAUCUCUGCCUUGACAUUCCCCUUCAUCCUUGCCCUCCGGUCCUGUACCUCUGGCCCACUCCUUGUUCCACUAAUCUCUUCUCCCACAUCUAGCUCUUUCCCCGCCUUCAAGUCCCAUUUUACAAGCCUCACCCAUUCUCAUGUUUGGCACUACGCUCACUCCUGCUCCCUUAUUCAUUCCCAGUAAUUCGCUCCCAAAUGGAUGGGGGAGUGGGCGCUGAGGCCAAAGGCUUCUGCCUUUAGUCUCCUCCUUCCCUCUCCCCUCGGAGUUGUUUAGGCCUGGAAAGGUAAAGUAUGUAGAACAGGACUGUGAGACGUGAGUUAGAGGGAGAAGGUGGAGGGAACUGAGGGAAAGAGGCAGCCUACUGGAAACAGGACAUACAGGUUAAGAAGCUGUAGGGAACAGGGCACCAUGGGAACUGGCACUGUGCUUGCUCAGAGAGGCCAAGCCCUCCUCUUGGGCUUGAGCCUGAAGUCUGCCCCCACUUCCCUUGCCUAUAAUCCCACUUCCCAAAUCUCUUUAGAAAUCCACCCCUCUGCACACCCCUGAGUCUGAAGGGCUUAGUACCUUGUUGCCCUAUCCCCAACAUGUCACCCCAGGAGUAGAGACUGGGCAAGACCCUGCCAUCCUGGCCAUCUGUUCACAUGCCCAAGGUGCUAGAACUAGUUUAGGAGAGAUGCAGGCCAGAGGGCUUGUAGGCAGGGAAUGUGCACACCCCAGAGUAAGAAUGCAGGAGAAUGAUGCUGGGAAGGACAAGCUGUGGGGUGAAGCCAUCCCAAGGACAGCUCAGCCUUCAUGUUGCCUCUGGCCUUGUAUUUCACACACUGCCUAGGAUGACUCAUAAACACUCCUGGAUAGGAAGCCAGGAGCCCCACUGGCCCAUUCCCCAAAUAGUUCUUACCCAGGGUCAGGCCCUCACAUUUCCUCCCCCAAGGCUCUUCCUAGUCUGAUGGGGAGAAAUGGGUGCCCUGUGGUUCCCCUUGCCCUCUUCUCCAGUAAGUGACUGGAGGAGGGAACCAGAAUCCCUGGGUGAGACAAGAGGGGACACAUGCAGUGUUGUCCUUCUUGUAGUGGGAGUGAAUUUUGGGCUCAGACACCAGCAACAGCUUCUUGGGAUACCCCGAGUUGCUUCCCUUUUCCUCUAACUGUCCUUUUCUAGUGUGUGUUCUUUCUUCCUUGAAACUUUUAAGAUUUCCUGUUACAUACUAACAUAGGUCUUCCCCCUCACUCCAGUUCCAGGUUUCUUGGCCUCACCACCAAGCUGAGGCUUGGUUGGAAAACUGCAGUCCCAUGAGGGUAAAGGCAGCUGCCCUCCCUGAUCCUAUAGCCCCAAGCCUCAGGUUGGGUAUAUGGAUAAGGGAGGGGGGUAGCCCCAUGGUUGCUGGGAUGGGGACAGAGGAAGUUCCUGUUGGGGUCUCCUAUCCAACGGAGUAAACCAAAUCUACAGUAAAGGCAGAUCAAAGACCCUAUGCCAGUCCACUAGGGCCCCAGUAGUUGACAACCUUGCUUCUCUCGCCAAGGUUCUCCUGCAGUUACAACCUAGUUGCUUUUCUUCUUCCAGCUACCCCGUGGUCACUUCACAGCCAGCUUAGGGUCUUCAGCACUUCUGAGAGGAGUUUCAGCUCCCUGCAACUCUUCCUGCCUACUCCUCUGCUGCCAGCUGGGGCAGAGGCUCAGUCCUGGGCAGUCCCCAUGAUCCUUCUGGGGCGGGUGGGGAGAAGAGUGAGUUAUAGGGCAUUUGGUUCAAAUUUCAAAAGGCCUCUCCCUUAACACAUAUUUCUAGAGGCUCCUGUAGUUCUAGAACUUGGCAAUCUCACCACCUGGCUGGUAAGGCUCAUGUGUUUUCGUAGUUUCCUGUAGAUUCUGUAGCAUUUGAGUAUGUAUAGAUUUCUAAGAACCAACACUACUCAAGUCUCCUGCUAGUCUGACUCCUGAAGCAUCAGACCUCGUCAUACUGUAUUGACUGUGUAUGUGCCUUUCACCUUGAGCAUGCUUCAGGAUUUUCUUUUUCUUAAACCACAGAACUUGAAUACAUGAGGAAACCUGAAUUCACAAAGUCCUAUGCAACCUUAGACAGGAGGGGGUGAGAGAGUCCGUCUUGACUGAUGUUUUCAGAGACCGUGAAGAAGUUUGUAUUAGUUAAUGUCAAUACUACCAGCACUUUGCCAAAACUGAGUAUGUCAGAGGGACCCGUUUCUAGAGUCAGACCCAAGACAUCAAAGGGCGACUUACAGUAAUUCCUCAAUACGUCUGAGUGCUCCCUUCAAGCUGGCUGUCACUUUCCAGCUUUUGCCAGUUUGGCCCCAGCAGGGUACCAUGUGUGUAUGAAUGCAGUUUGCUGCUGUUUUGGGGUAUGCCUGCUCCCCGACCCCCACCUGGAACCCUGAUCAAUUUGUUCUGACCUAUAAUGUCUUAGAUGCAACAAGGACCCCACCAGAGCUCUUGGAUGCCUUCUCAGAUCCAUGUGGCUUUAUGUGAGGGGACUGAAUGCAGACACAUUGGAGCCCCUUGUAUCUUCCCUUUUGCUUUGCCACCUAGUUCCACAUGGAACCAACAAGUUGAGUGUAUCCCUCAUAGGCGUUUUGUGUUGAGACUGGCUGAAAUGAGAAGACGGUGGUUGACCAUGUUGUGACAUGUUGACAGACUCAAGGACACAACCACCUCGAUCCAGUCAUGUGGCAUGCCUGUGUAUGUGUUUAACAGGAUUCUGAUUGUUAGAUUUUAAUGUUAUUCCUCUAUGGGAGAAAAAAAUUAAUAUAAAGAAAAAUAAAAAUCUAUUUAAAGCA